GGUGCGUCUGUGUCUACAGAUCUCAUUGAUGUUCAAAGCUUCUUCACAAACAUUAUUCUCCCAGAGCUGCAAAGCCGCGACGUCAACAGUUUUCCAAUGCUAAAGGCAGGGUCCUUGAAGUUUUUAACCCUGUUUCGUAGUCAUAUGCCAAAGCCUUUUGCAAUGCAGUUGUUCCCAGAGUUGGUCCGGUUCCUUAAAGCAGAGUCGAACGUGGUCCAUUCUUAUGCUGCUAGCUGCAUAGAGAAGCUCUUGUUAGUGAAGGAGGAAGGCGGACAGGGUAAUAGGUAUGCUGCUGGUGAUAUAAGUCCGUUUUUGCUGCAGUUGAUGACGAACCUGUUUGAUGCGCUGAAGUUUCCAGAAUCAGAGGAGAAUCAAUAUCUGAUGAAGUGUAUAAUGCGGGUCCUUGGUGUUGCUGAUAUCAGUGCUGAGGUUGCUGGACCUUGCAUCGGGGGAUUGACCUCUAUUCUCAAUGAUGUUUGC
Molecule: messenger RNA, 480 nt
Organism: Camelina sativa (false flax)
Lineage: Eukaryota; Viridiplantae; Streptophyta; Magnoliopsida; Brassicales; Brassicaceae
Source: RefSeq, a predicted model, not a curated record